CUUCUCAGGGCGGGCGCGGGUGGCGAGUGCACGGCGGCAGGUCCGCUCCGGGCGCUGCCGGGGGUCGCGCGGCCGCGCCCCCGCUCCGCGAGCGUGUGAGGGAGCGAAGGAGGAGGAGGAAAAGCGAGAGGGGGAAAGCGACCGGGAGGGCGGGGUGUGCAGGCAGCUCCCGCGGCUGGGCGUGUGCCCGGCCCCCGGUGCUGCGUGACCGCGCGGGAGGAGCAGGAGGAGGAGUGUGGGUGCGGGGAAUUUCCUUGUGUGGCGGCUGAGGAACAACACCGCUCCAGACAGCGGGGCUGCGAGGAGGGCGCUGCCGCCGCCGCCGGUUGCCGAGCGAUGUGAGGGGGAGCCCCCCCUACGCCCUCCCCUCCCUGCCCCUGGAGCCGCCUGCUUUCCCCCUCCCUCCCCUCGCUCAUCCCCGCCCCGCCAUGCCGGACCAGAUCUCCGUGUCGGAAUUCGUGUCCGAGACCAAUGAGGAUUACAAGUCACCCACCGCCUCCAACUUCACCACCCGGAUGGCCCAGUGCAGGAACACGGUGGCGGCCAUCGAGGAGGCUCUGGAUGUUGACCGAACUGUUCUCUACAAAAUGAAGAAAUCUGUCAAAGCCAUAAACUUAUCUGGUCUGGCUCAUGUGGAAAAUGAAGAACAGUAUACACAAGCACUGGAGAAGUUUGGUGGCAACUGUGUUUGCAGGGAUGACCCAGAUUUGGGAACAGCGUUUUUAAAAUUUUCUGUGUUUACAAAGGAAUUAACUGCACUCUUCAAAAAUUUGAUUCAGAAUAUGAACAACAUAAUCACUUUUCCAUUGGACAGUUUGCUGAAGGGAGACCUGAAAGGAGUGAAAGGGGACCUGAAAAAACCCUUUGAUAAAGCUUGGAAGGACUAUGAAACAAAAGUUACAAAAAUAGAGAAGGAGAAAAAAGAGCAUGCUAAGCUUCAUGGGAUGAUUCGUACAGAAAUAAGUGGAGCUGAAAUUGCAGAAGAGAUGGAGAAAGAAAGAAGAUUCUUCCAGUUACAGAUGUGUGAGUACCUGCUGAAAGUCAAUGAAAUCAAGAUUAAAAAAGGAGUGGACUUGCUUCAGAACUUGAUCAAGUAUUUUCAUGCUCAGUGCAAUUUCUUUCAGGAUGGGUUAAAAGCAGUUGAAAGUCUCAAACCUUCAAUUGAGACGCUCUCGACAGAUCUUUAUACAAUUAAACAAGCACAAGAUGAGGAACGAAGACAAUUAACACAGCUCAGAGAUAUUUUAAAAUCAGCACUCCAAGUUGAUCAGAAAGAGUCUAGGAGAGAUUCUCAGAUUCGUCAGAGUACAGCUUACAGUUUACAUCAGCCUCAGGGAAACAAGGAGCAUGGCACUGAGCGGAGUGGCAGUCUGUACAAGAAAAGUGAUGGAAUCAGAAAAGUGUGGCAGAAAAGGAAGUGCUCAGUUAAAAAUGGUUUUCUUACAAUUUCCCAUGGUACAGCUAACCGACCUCCAGCAAAGCUCAAUCUGUUAACCUGCCAAGUGAAAACAAACCCAGAGGAGAAAAAGUGUUUUGACCUCAUAUCACAUGACAGAACAUACCACUUUCAAGCAGAGGAUGAACAGGAAUGUCAAAUAUGGACAUCUGUGCUACAAAACAGCAAAGAGGAAGCUUUAAAUAAUGCAUUCAAAGGCGAUGAUAACACAGGAGAAAAUAAUAUUGUCCAGGAACUGACAAAAGAAAUUAUAUCUGAAGUCCAGAGGAUGACUGGAAAUGAUGUUUGUUGUGACUGUGGAGCACAAGAUCCUACCUGGCUUUCAACAAAUUUGGGAAUUUUAACUUGCAUUGAAUGCUCAGGAAUCCAUAGAGAACUUGGUGUUCACUAUUCCAGAAUGCAGUCACUUACAUUAGAUGUGCUGGGAACAUCUGAACUUCUGCUUGCAAAGAAUAUUGGGAAUGCUGGAUUUAAUGAGAUUAUGGAAUUCUGUCUUCCAGUUGAUGAGAUGGUCAAACCUAAUCCAAGCAGUGAUAUGAAUGCAAGAAAAGAUUACAUUACUGCCAAGUAUAUUGAGAGAAAAUAUGCAAGGAAGAAGCAUGCAGACAAUGCAGCUAAAUUGCACGCUCUUUGUGAAGCAGUGAAAUCAAGGGACAUUCUUGGAUUAGUCCAAGUGUAUGCUGAUGGUGUGGAUCUCACAGAAAAAAUUCCCCUGGCCAAUGGCCAUGAGCAAGAUGAAACAGCACUGCACCUUGCUGUUAGAUCAGUUGAUCGAACAUCCCUUCAUAUAGUUGACUUUUUAGUGCAGAACAGUGGCAAUCUAGAUAAGCAAACCUGUAAAGGUAGCACAGCCCUGCAUUAUUGCUGUCUAACAGACAACGUUGAGUGCCUCAAACUGCUGCUGAGAGGGAAGGCUUCUAUUGAAAUAGCAAAUGAAGCAGGAGAGACACCACUUGAUAUAGCUAAACGUUUAAAACAUACUCACUGUGAAGAGUUGCUUACUCAAGCACUGUCUGGAAGAUUUAAUUCUCAUGUUCAUGUAGAAUAUGAAUGGCGGUUACUUCAUGAAGAUCUGGAUGAAAGUGAUGAUGAUGUGGAUGAAAAGCUACAGCAACCCAGUCCCAACCGAAGAGAGGACAGGCCUGUCAGCUUCUACCAGCUUGGAUCAAACCAACUUCAGCCUAAUGUAGCAUCCUUGGCAAGAGAUGCAGCAAACAUUGCUAAGGACAAGCAAAGAGGAUUUAUGCCAAGUAUAUUACAGAAUGAAACAUAUGGAGCAAUACUCAGUGGCAGUCCACCUCCCAUUCAGCCUGCAGUACCUGUUACAAGUAGUGCACCUCCUCUACCUCCAAGGAAUAUUGGCAAAGUUCAGCCUUCAGUUCUUGGCAGUGGUAUUCAGACAAUUUCUUCAUCUAAUGCAAUGUGGAAGACAAAUUCUUUAGGAGUGGAAAGUAUAAGCAGGCAAAGGUCUUCAUCAGAUCCACCAGCUAUUCAUCCCCCUGUGCCGCCAUUGCGUGUAACAUCUACAAAUGUACUUUCUCCAGCACCACCACCUCCAGUGGCAAAGACAGCCAGCAUUAUCGAAGCUCUGAACCAGCAAUCAAAACAGCAGCCAGCUCCUCCACAAAACAAGCCAACCCCACCACCACUGCCCCCACAACCUCCUAGCAGAAUCUCUCAGAGAAAGCCUAUUCCUGGGACUGAGAAGUCAUCUGGCUUAACUAACAAAGGGCAGACCAGAGGACUUGGGUCUCUACAACAACCUGCAGGAGAGUCAUCUUCUGUAUGUGACAUUCCAGGAACACAGACUGGUUCUACAGCAAAUACUUUGGCACAAAUCCAGCCACCAGCACCAAUGCCAAGGAAAUCACAAAUAUCAAAAACUAAACCCAAGAGAGUAAAAGCAAUUUACAACUGUGUAGCAGAUAACCCAGAUGAGCUGACUUUUGCAGAGGGAGAUAUUAUUGUAGUUGAUGGUGAAGAAGAUCAGGAGUGGUGGAUUGGUCAUAUUGAUGGAGAUCCCAGUCGGAAAGGAGCUUUCCCUGUAUCAUUUGUGCACUUUAUUGUUGACUAGAUUGCUACUGAUAAGUGGAGACAUUUCUCAUUUCCAGCAGUCACAGAAAUAAGUUUUGUUCUGUUUCAUUUCACCUACCUAUCCGCAGCCGCCUUGUCAGAGCACUGCCCAAGUCCUAGGUACUGUAGCUUACUUUUUUAUUGCCAUUGUUCUGGUUUGGGGACUUUUUAACUUUUUUCUACGUGAAAACUUCUCAUAAGCAGUUUACACUUU
Molecule: messenger RNA, 3743 nt
Organism: Passer montanus (Eurasian tree sparrow)
Lineage: Eukaryota; Metazoa; Chordata; Aves; Passeriformes; Passeridae
Gene: ASAP2
Product: ArfGAP with SH3 domain, ankyrin repeat and PH domain 2
Exons: 29
Coding region: 429-3530 (1033 amino acids)
Biological process (GO): positive regulation of GTPase activity
Cellular component (GO): cytoplasm
Molecular function (GO): protein binding; GTPase activator activity
Source: RefSeq, a predicted model, not a curated record